Messenger RNA from Paramacrobiotus metropolitanus, 1444 nucleotides. Its product is annotated as serotriflin-like. The transcript is spliced from 4 exons. NCBI's taxonomy places the organism in Eukaryota, Metazoa, Tardigrada, Eutardigrada, Parachela, Macrobiotidae. The coding region runs from base 283 to 1212 and encodes 309 amino acids. Gene Ontology annotation, cellular component: extracellular region. The record is from RefSeq and is a predicted model, not a curated record.
ACUACUGUACUGUAGUUGUCGAUAAGAUUCAAAAAUUUUGACCAACGCAAAAUCAUACCCGCGGGCCUGAAUUUUAAUACACACACUCGUACAAAAUUAUUCUAUCCGGCGUUAUGAUUUAGCCCAAUUUUGCGAGCAUAUGGAUUCUGGAGCUGACUACUCUAACACUGCAAAACCUUCUGCCCACAUAACACGUACGAGUACAUAACAAUAUAACAUCAAUUCUGGUUCAAAUUCGCGUUGGUUUGGUGGGCAACAAACCUAUACCUCCUUGCUGCCAGUAUGUGGGCAACCAUAUUAGCCUUGACAAGGACGUAUCUGUGGGUCCUCGUGGUGACUGCUGACACACAGCCCUGCCCUUUCCUCACCACUGCCGAACCCACACCGCCCCCGGGUAGCCCAAAAGUCAACACGAAAGAUCCGGAUGUCGUUAAAGAAAUCCUCGAAGCCCAUAAUGUACUGCGCGCCAAGAUCCCCUCGACGGCAAUGUUCGAGUUGACUUGGGAUGCCGACGCGGCCGCAGACGCGGCCACGUGGACGUCCAAAUGCGUAUUCCGCCACCCCUCGGAACCGGGCGACAUGGACUUCCUCAAACCUAAAAAGCCGGGUUGCGGUCAGAAUUUAUUUGCCAACAGCGGCGACAAGCCAGUCAACUGGACCACCGUCGUGGGGUCGUGGUACUCAGAGAUCAAGAACUUCAAGCUGGGCGGCAAAAAUGAAUUCAUGAAAGUCGGGCACUACACGCAAGUAGUAUGGAACGACACGUACUCAGUGGGCUGCUACUACAGAAUAUGCGACAAAGUGGGACAUUAUUUCGCAUGCAAUUAUUAUCCUGCCGGGAAUAUAAAUUUCAACAUACCUUACGAACCCGGUCCGGCUUGCCUGAAAUGUCCGAAGGAACGGGACUGUAACAGAGGACUCUGCACCAACCCGUGUAAAGUCACCGAUGGAUGGAACGACUGUCAAUCGAAAUACUUUCCUGACGGAUGUCCAGACCUCGCUCAGUUGAACGAAGCGCAGAGACCAGCUUUCCCCAACUGUAAUGCUACGUGUCAGUGUAAACCCAAAGGACUACUCAUUGUGAACCCGUGGGAUCGGAGCGCCGCCACUACUAUCACCUGGAGGGACUCGCGUACGCCGAUCUCGAAGUUCUGGUUUAUGACCUUCGUUUUAGUUAGCCACCCGUGUUUUCGAGGCCUUUAUUUACGGUAAUCAAUAACUGUUGUGAUUAGUUGCUCUAUGAUAACUUUAAUUUCAUUGCACCUUUCAAACACGCUGCAGCGGACCGCUCUUUGCGCUCAAACUUUUAAAGGCAUGUAAGGUCGCCAUGAACCUACAGCAUUUUGAUGUUUGUUGGUAUCAUUGUAAGGUCGCCUAUCUGUAGGUAGGUACGCCUAUCAGUGUUUAAGAGAGUUUUGUCAAAUUUGUGCGAUUUGUCAUUGUG